AUGCCCUACAGAGCUCGUACUUACAACCUUCCCUCGGCCGGCACUGGGGAUACGUAUUUCCUAACGACGGCUGCACGAAAUGCGUGUGAGAAUCGCAUCAUCGCAAACGAGCCCACCACUUUAGAUCCUCCAAGCCGCCCUCACAAGGAUUGA
Penicillium arizonense is the source of this 153-nucleotide messenger RNA. RefSeq lists its product as uncharacterized. The record is from RefSeq and is a predicted model, not a curated record. NCBI's taxonomy places the organism in Eukaryota, Fungi, Ascomycota, Eurotiomycetes, Eurotiales, Aspergillaceae. Bases 1 to 153 code for a protein of 50 amino acids. The transcript has 2 exons.